This is a messenger RNA of Plasmodium reichenowi, 788 nucleotides long. Lineage: Eukaryota; Apicomplexa; Aconoidasida; Haemosporida; Plasmodiidae. The record is from the annotation of a RefSeq genome assembly.
GAAAAUGUGAAUUAUACUCACUACCUAAUUAUGAUAAUGACCAAGAAACGAAAGUUGUACUGCAACAAUUUGAUGAUGGCAUAUCACGAUGAUUUCGAGAAUUUGAAAAAAGAAUGUAAAGAUCAAUGCCAUAAAGAAAUCCAGCAAAUUGUUUUAAAAGACAAAAUAGAAAAAGAAUUAACAGAAACGUUAGCGGCAUUAUACAGGGCUAUAUUUACUGAUGAUAUACCCACAUGUGUUUUCGAAAAAUCUUUAUUACACAAAGUGGAAAAAACAUUUUUGAAAUUCGCAGGUAUAUUAGCUGGUGGUGUGGAACCAACAGUUGGUUUCUUAGGUAUAGUUGCUGUAAAUUAGUUGACAAAAGCUACUACGAUUGCUUCGAUUGCAGGUGCAAAACAAGUGUGUAUUAAAGCUGUUAUUGAUAAAAUAAUAAAUAUGCUUCCUUUUUCUGAUGUUACAAGGGAUAUAUGGGUAACGCUUAUUAAUUCAAAAAAUUAUAAUACUGUUAGUGGUCUAGCAGCAGAUGAUAAGAAUGCUAAAGAAGCAGUUGGAACAUGUCUAAGGAAUGCUCCUAGCCUUAAGCCUGCUUGCGAUGCCAUAUUUAAUAAGAGCAAAGUAUGGUUUGGUCCAGCUAAAUAAGCUGGUAUUGAAGCUUCUUCCAAUAAAGCAGCAUCAAUUGAAGCAGUUGAAUUUGGUAAGAUAACAACUGCAAGUACUAGUUAUUAUACUGCUAUUGUUGCUUCAAUUUUUGCAAUAUUAGUUAUAGUUUUGGUUAUGUUUGUUAUUUA